AUGUCGUCCACGGAGGAAGGAAGCGGCAAUGUCGGAGCAGUUUCCACUGAUCAAACAGUCAUCAACAACAACACCAACAACGAUUUUGUGGCCAUUGAUAUGCCGUGUACGGACGUCGCUCCCAGCAGUAGCGAAUUAGCGAAUAUCUGUUCAUUAUUCAAAGCUUUGGAAAGCGACAAAACCACCCGAAGAGGCAAACCAUUGAUACAAAAAGUCUCAUCUACCCUUCGCCGUAAUGAAGAUUUCAAGAAGUAUUUCAAGCCGAAAGUGAUCUCAAUCGGCCCACUCCACCACGAUGAUCCCACCCUCCAUGAAUCCAAGGAGCUCAAGCUCAAAUUAGCAGCAGAUUUCGUCUCACACCUUGACGUCCUUAAGGUGUACAGCAAUAUGAAGAAAGAGAUCGAUGACUUAAAGAAAUGCUAUGAUCCACAGGAAUUAGAGAAAUAUAGCGACGAUGACGAGAAACUGGCUUGGAUGUUCUUCGUUGACGGCUGCGCAAUUUUACAAGCAGUUUAUAUGCGUUACGGUGAUGAUGAUGAUUUUUUUCAUGAUUAUGGCCAGUUGUUUAUUAAAAACGAUUUGCUUACAUUUGUGUACUCGGAUCUGUUCUUGUUGGAGAACCAAAUACCUUUUCGUGUUCUUGAAUUGCUUACAAGCUGGAGCGGUGGCGAACAGUUCAUGAAUGCAAUCAUAAGGUUCAUCGACGACACUGUUAUCACCCAAGCUGAGGACAGUUUCAACCGUAUCUUCUUUGUCGGAAAAUUAUGUUUACCGCCGAUCUCCGUCGAUGAUUCAACCAUGAACUUAAUAGCUUACGAAAUGUGUCCGGAUUUCGACGACGAUUUCACCGUCACUUCAUAUAUGUGUUUCCUUGAUUUAUUGAUCGAUGAAGCUGAAGAUGUUAAAGAACUGAGAGCCGCCGGUAUACUAUACAAUAGAUUGGGGAGUGAUGCAGAAGUGGCUAAGAUUUUCAAUAAGAUGAACACUGAUGUGGUUCCUAGAUCGAUGAUUUCCAGUGAGGUUAGACGGAAAAUACAUAAUUAUUGUGAGACUGCGAGGAUUAAUCAUGUAGCUCAAGCUUAUCAUACUUAUUUUAGUAGUAUUUGGACGUUAUUGGCAUUUGUGGGUGCCAUUACAGCACUUUUGCUUGGUGCUUUGCAGACUUAUUAUACCAUACAUCAACGAAAGUAG
This is a messenger RNA of Gossypium arboreum, 1191 nucleotides long. RefSeq lists its product as uncharacterized. Bases 1 to 1191 code for a protein of 396 amino acids. The transcript has 2 exons. NCBI's taxonomy places the organism in Eukaryota, Viridiplantae, Streptophyta, Magnoliopsida, Malvales, Malvaceae. The record is from RefSeq and is a predicted model, not a curated record.